GGCGAGGCCGCGCACCGCUCUUUCGAAAAGGCCGGGCCGCUGUCACGUGGCGCGCCUCGGGCUCGCCGCAGUCGACACCGCUCCGCGCUCCGCCUGCCGCGAAGUGCGAGCCAGCGGCCCGGCGCGCCGCUGCUGGACUAGGCUCCCGGGCAGAGCUUUUUAGCCAGUUUCCUAGUUGCGGGGCAGAGCCGGCUGCCCGUACCAGAGACUGCGAGUUUGCCGAAAAACGGAUCUUGUUUGUUGUUCCUCUAUCAUCUUAUUCUUAAUUAUAAAUCAUGGAGGAUGAAAAUAAAACAAUUGAACAUGAAGAUUUGGAACCAACAGGGGUGAAUCACACAGCUUGCAUGUAUCAAGAAACACAGGAGGAAACAGUUAUGAACCUCAAAGGUAUAAAUGGAAAUGAACCAACAGAAGGAAGUAGCAUUGUGAAUACCAGUGAAAGAAGCCUGCAGGAAACACCAUCUGAAUCAAAUUGUUUGCAAAGACUGAAGCAAACAUUCACUUGCCCUCCACAUGGCUUACUGGAUAGAGUAAUAACGAAUGUUACCAUGGUUGUUCUUCUAUGGGCUGUAGUUUGGUCAAUUACUGGCAUCGAAUGUCUUCCUGGAGGAAACCUGUUUGGAAUUAUAAUCCUUUUCAUAUGUGCCGUCAUUGGAGGUAAAAUUAUGGGGCUCAUUAAGUUGCCUACGUUGCCUCCACUGCCUCCUCUUCUUGGCAUGCUGCUUGCUGGGUUUCUCAUAAGAAAUAUCCCUGUCAUCAGUGAGAACGUGCAGAUCAAGCACAAGUGGUCUUCUGCUUUGAGAAGCCUAGCCCUGUCUAUUAUAUUGGUUCGUGCUGGCCUUGGGCUGGAUUCAAAGGCCCUGAAGAAGUUGAAGGGUGUCUGUGUACGAUUAUCCAUGGGUCCUUGUCUUGUCGAAGCAUGCACGUCCGCCCUUCUUGCCCACUUCCUAAUGGGUUUACCGUGGCAAUGGGCAUUUAUACUGGGCUUUGUUUUAGGUGCUGUGUCUCCAGCUGUCGUGGUGCCUUCAAUGCUCCUUUUGCAGGAACGAGGCUAUGGUGUUGAAAAGGGUGUCCCAACCUUACUCAUGGCUGCUGGCAGCUUUGAUGACAUUCUGGCCAUCACUGGCUUCAACACAUGCUUGGGCAUGGCCUUUUCCACAGGCUCCACAGUUUUUAAUGUCUUCAAAGGAGUUUUGGAGGUGGUAAUUGGUGUGGCAACUGGAUCUCUUCUUGGACUUUUUGUUCGGUACUUUCCAAGCAGUGACCAGGACAAACUAAUGUGGAAACGAGCCUUCCUCGUCUUGGGGCUGUCCGUGCUUGCAGUGUUCAGCAGCUCGUACUUCAGCUUCCCUGGCUCCGGAGGACUGUGCACAUUGGUCCUGGCUUUUCUCGCAGGCCUGGGGUGGGCCGGCCAAAAAGCAGAGGUUGAAAAAAUUGUUUCCGUUGCCUGGGACAUCUUUCAGCCCCUUCUCUUUGGACUGAUUGGGGCAGAGGUAUCAAUUGCAUCUCUCAGACCAGAAACUGUAGGCCUUUGUGUUGCCACCCUGGGAAUUGCAGUUUUAAUACGAAUUUUGACUACAUUUCUGAUGGUGUGUUUUGCUGGUUUUAACAUAAAGGAAAAGAUCUUCAUCUCUUUUGCAUGGCUUCCAAAGGCUACAGUCCAGGCUGCAAUAGGAUCUGUUGCUUUGGACACAGCAAGAUCACAUGAAGACAAACAGUUAGAAGAAUAUGGAAUGGAUGUGUUGACAGUGGCAUUUUUGGCCAUCCUCAUCACGGCCCCAAUUGGAAGUCUCUUGAUUGGUUUGCUUGGCUCCAGACUUCUCCAGAAAGCUGAACAUCACCAUAAAGAUGAAGAAGUUCAAGGGGAGAUUUCUGUACGACUUUAGAGGUGAAAAGAAAGAAUGCUGAAUAUAAUGAUUACAAAGCUGCUAACAGAGGCUACUUUUGGCAACUAGCAGAGACUACUUUUAUCAAAGUGGAUAGUGAAAUAUGUAAUGUCUAGUCUUAAAAUGUAAUAAAACCAAAAGUGUGGCUAUUUCUUUAAACAGCAUUUUUAGCCAUUAUCCUUUAUAAGUGGGAGGUGAUGUUCUGCAUCUUCAACCUAACCCCUCUACCUUCUCUUUUUUUUCAAACACCCCUUCAUCAUACAUCUUGAUUUGCAUAGGGACACACACACUUUAAUGUACUACCACAAUUUAAAAAGCACAUGGGAAAGACUAGGUUCAGAAUCCUGUUUUGCUAGCCAACAGCUUUCUCUGAUUUAACUGUCACUCUCACAGCUUCAUGAUCCAUGGUCACCUAGCCUCUCAUGUGUUGAGUUGGCUCCUUUUUUUUUUGGCUCCUCUGUUUUUGUUUGUUUGUUUGUUUGUUUGUUUGUUUGUUUGUUUUUAAAUACCAUAAUCCAGUGCCUCAUCAGUUUCUACCCUCACUUUCACUGCUAAUAUGCCUCACCUCCACUUCUACUCUUCUUAUUAUGUCUGAUUGGUCCCACCAAAAUGUUAAAGUGCACAAAAUAUCUUCCUUGGUUCUUCCCCUCGCAACUAUCUAGAAUCUAGAUGUUAACCUCAUUCAGAGCAUUGGUCAGGCCAACCAAAUUUACUCAACCCCGACCACAGAUGGAAACAAUUUUUCUUACAUUCAGGUCCCUGAAAGAAGAGUAUAUGUACCCUACACAUACUUCUGUCAGAGCACUCAUAAUCCCUUUUUGUUAUUUGUUUUUAUGUGUUUGUCUCCUAUUAAAUCAGCCAGAUAUGGGUGGGAGCACUGUCUUGGUCAUCUGUGAGUCUUCAGCAUUUUGCAUAGGGCAUGGAAGAUAGUAGGUGUUUAAUAAACAUUUAUUGACCUAAUCAGUGAGGGGAUCUUCUUCCACUGUAGAAAACUACCUGGCACAUAACAGUUCAGACCUUAGUCUGCUUAGUCUGACUUACUCACCUCAGGCUGUCUAACAAAAUACCAUAGACUGAGUAGCUUAAACAACAGAUGAGUAUUUUCUCACAGUUUCAGAGGCUGAGAGACUAACACGAGGUUGCUGAUGAGAGCGGUCCUCCUGGCUUGCCCAUUGCCUCCUCUUCACUGUGUUCUCACAGGGUGAGGAAAGAGAUGGUGAGGAGAGUAUGCAAGUUCUCUUGUUUCUCUUCUUAUUAGAGUCCUCAUCCCAUCAUCAGGGCCCUGCCCUUCUGACCUCAUCUAAACCUAAUUAUCUCCCAAAGGCCCCAACUCCAAAUACUAUCACACUGGAGGUUAGAGCUUCAAAAUAUUGAAUUAGCAAGGGGGUGGGGAAAAGAGGAGGACACAGUUCAGUCCAAAGCAGGAUGUCAUAUUUCUAAGGAUGAUACUAAACAAACACUGAAAGUUCUUGUUCUUCAGUGCCCUUUUAAUUCCUACGACCAGUGCCAUUCAUAUUCUCUGUGAGAAGUUUUUUUUUCUUUCUCUUAGAUAGGCUGAAUAGGUUUCAGAUCUCUAAGUGAUUUUCACAUUUCAGCAUUUUUCUCUUUGGUAUUGAUACCAAAUAACCUUGACUGGACUUGGGUGCCCUCAAAAUUUCCUGAGCCAAUCACUUGUAUUUGCAAACAGUCUCAUCCAUUACAGUCUUUCAAGACAGUAUUGAUUAUUUUUUCUGAUUAUAAAAUAAUAUAUUUUAAUUACAGAAAAUUUAGAAUACAGAAAAAUACAAGGAAGAAAACUGAAACUACUCUUAAUGUAAACACCCAUUUUAUUAUGAUUCUUUUAAAUUUUACUCUUGCAUUUCUGAGGGAUAUCUUAUUUUCAGAAAGCUAUAUCCUCUACUGAAUUAGUUGGGUGAAAGUUAACAUAAAUAUGUUUGAAUUCUGUGAAGAUAUAUAGAUUCAAGCAUUUUUGUUUUAUACAAUCAAUGUUAAACCUUCCCGAAAUUAUUUAUUCACAUGGUAAUGUUCAAAUAGUCAUUUUACAAUGAAUAAAACAAAAAUUCCUGCCAUAA
Molecule: messenger RNA, 3958 nt
Organism: Phyllostomus hastatus (greater spear-nosed bat)
Lineage: Eukaryota; Metazoa; Chordata; Mammalia; Chiroptera; Phyllostomidae
Gene: SLC9B2
Product: solute carrier family 9 member B2
Exons: 12
Coding region: 276-1886 (536 amino acids)
Biological process (GO): proton transmembrane transport
Cellular component (GO): membrane
Molecular function (GO): antiporter activity
Source: RefSeq, a predicted model, not a curated record